Macrosteles quadrilineatus (aster leafhopper) is the source of this 5103-nucleotide messenger RNA. RefSeq names its product inositol hexakisphosphate kinase 1-like. Gene Ontology annotation, cellular component: cytoplasm; nucleus. The transcript has 8 exons. Lineage: Eukaryota; Metazoa; Arthropoda; Insecta; Hemiptera; Cicadellidae. Gene Ontology annotation, biological process: phosphatidylinositol phosphate biosynthetic process; inositol phosphate biosynthetic process. Bases 266 to 1486 code for a protein of 406 amino acids. Gene Ontology annotation, molecular function: inositol hexakisphosphate kinase activity. The record is from RefSeq and is a predicted model, not a curated record.
AGUAGAUUAUUUGUUUUGAUUAUGUCUAUUAUCAACUAAAUUCUUAUGAGUGUUUACCAUUUCCCAAAAAUUGUAGUACCUUUGUUCUGAUAUUUUUAAAGAUUCUUUCUUCAUAUAUUUAUAAGAAUUCAUCUCAAUUAAUUUUACAAUCAGAUUUUGUAUAAGUGAAUAACAUAUCCCUAUUGUUAGUUGUAACUUAGUUACUCUUCUAUUAAAAACUUGGAUACAUGAUUGGUUUUACAAAUGAAUCCAAUUCAUUCUUCUAAUGGAAGAAAACUCAGCAAAUGGAACGAAUUAUAUUUCAUUGCAGCCAUUCAUUCACCAAGUCGGUGGUCACUCCUCCCUCCUCUGUCUUGAUGAAGAGACAAUCUGUAAACCUGUUAUUGAUCGUGAACAACUUUUCUACGAAACUAUACCAGAAAGUCUCAAGUCAUUUGUGCCCGUGUAUUAUGGCAUCGUUAAAGUCCGCCUGAUUCAAGAUGGAGAUUACAUAACCCUCUCUGCAACAACUCCUGCAAAUUACAAGCUUAAACCCUCCGAAAAUUUAAAACAGCUCAGAGUUCGACGCAAUGGCAGUAUAGAGGUAGACAGCUUGUCAGAGGAAAUGGUGUUCGAUGCUUCUGAUGUUUCGGCUUCACUCAACCCGUGGGUGCUCAAAUGUCACAAAGAGUAUAUUACACAUCUCACUUCUCGCAUGGAGGACAUGCAAGGACCUCUUAAAUUUAUUGUUUUGGAGAAUCUAACAUGGAGGUUUAGGCUCCCUUGUAUCUUGGACUUGAAAAUGGGUACAAGACAAUAUGGGGAUAAUGACACGCUAGAGAAAAGACAAAGUAAGAUGGUGAAAGUAAUUUCGACGACGUCGGCAAAGCUAGGGGUCAGGAUAGCUGGAAUGCAGGUUUAUCAGGCAUCUUCUGGCAGAUUUCUUUGUCGCAACAAACUGUAUGGUCGGACAUUGACCACUGCCGGGUUUCAAAAUGCUGUGCGCAACUUCCUCCACGACGGCACGCGGCUACGCACGGACGCGCUACCUCCGCUGAUUCGACGGCUAGAGGAGCUACGCAAUGUUUUGACCGGCCUAGACUCGUUGAGGCUCUACACUACGUCACUACUACUGCUGUACGAGGGACAUCGCAGUAUCAACAGUAACGAGGUGGCAGGGCCGGGCCAGCAGACGACGGAGCAGAGCGGGACCGAGACCCGAGCGACAAGAGCCAGCAGUGAGGACAGACUACUCUCUCCCCCCUCACCAGACUUCAGGUGUCGCAGCGUCAGCUGCAACCCUCGUGAUCGCAAACCUUUCAGACCUGUGGGAGUUGUGGGGGAAGAACCAUUGACUGAUGUAAGAAUUAUAGACUUCGCUCACUCUACGCACGCCACCAUGGAUGACAAGGUGAUUUAUUCUGGUCCGGACAACGGUUUUCUGCUUGGACUCAACAACAUGAUUCAGCUUCUCAAGUCAAUACUAGCCGACCCUCCCAGUAACUAGCUAGAUCCACACAGUUCCUCAUAAAAUCUUUAAGGGUUUACAGUCAAUAGUGGUAGAAAAACGACUGAUUGUUUAUACAGAAUUUAAUAAAUAGCUCGCAAUAGUGUAGAAAUCUUUCUAUGUUGGUAUUUAACAAUAUGUAUAUUAACGGGUCAUUAUGUUUAUGUCCUCGUUGACGCUAAGGUCAAUUUGACAUCGAAAAGUGACGUAUACUUCUUGCAAUUUAGUUUCUCUCGCUUGUGUUAAUUUUAAUAUGUGAUUGCAGAAUUUAAUAUUUAAAAAAUCAGAGUCUUUUCUAGUCCUCUAUUUUGUUAGGGCAUGAUAAACUACAAGUCUUAAAUCAUCCGCAGAUUUUGAUGCAAAUUUAAAGGUAUUUUUUUAUAAUGUUUUGAUUCUAAAAACAAGUCUUGUUAGAUUUAAAGAGUCUUAUUAAUGAAAAUCUACUGCAAAUGUUUAUCUCUAUCACAUACCAGACUAGCCUAAUUUUCCGAGUCUCCCAAGUGAGGCUACAUUUUGAAAAUCUUGUAUAUACCACAUACCAAUUAUCCAUAUUUUAUUCUUAAAUCACCCUUGAUUAUCUUAUAAUCACCUUAAUGAAUGUAUUCUUAAUAUUAUAUUAUUGUUUUCAACAGACUUAAUAGGCACUAGUCUAAUUUAGUCAUUACCUACUGUAAGCAGUAGGUAAUACAGUAAAAUCUCACUAACUCGACAGUCUGUGUAUCUCGAUAGCCAACAGCUGACAGGGUGCAACAAAAAAAGCAAUAUUUUCAGAAAAUUUAGUUUUAAUUGUUGCAAUAUUUGACAUUUUUUAAGAUUAUUUAUUCAGUAUGUGAAAAUACUCAUGUAAGUAAUAAAUGUAUUUGUAAAAAUUAAUCUUUUAUGUAUUAAAUUAUUAAAACCCAUUAAAACUUUCAAUGUUCUGGAUUACUCGACGAUCCCCAAACUCGACGAUCUCUGGGUCCACAAAUCGUUGAGUUAUUGAGGUUUUACCGUAUUACGAUAAGUCAGUAAAAAUGGCUAUGGUACUGAUAGUAAUGUUAAUAGCUCACUCACCAAUUUAAUACUUUUUCCUAAAUAGUAAUCGGUUGCAAGACUUUUCAAGAUGUAUGUAUAUACCUUAUAUAUGUACCUUAUAUAUUAUGUAUAUACCUUAUGAAUAGACCUUAAGAGGUAAAUUUUCAAUUAAAAUGGACGUAAUUAAUAUUUAUAAUAAAAAUAAGUGGAAUACUGCCAGUUUUAUUGUGUUGUAUAUAUUAAUUUUUCUGUACAUUUGAUAGAUAAAUUGUGUAACCAAAACAUAUAUUUGAAUGAGAUCCACACCAGUCAGAUUUGUCCAUAGUUACCAUUAUUGUUCAGCAAAAAAUCUGCAUUUGAAUUUUAGUGGUUUUGUUUAAAUUAUUUUGGUAAUUUAAAAUAGCUUGCUCACACAAGGCUGUGGCGUCGGUGUGUGGCAACGUCACAACGUCAUGCCUAUUGCCAUGGUAAGAACAGAAAUAAUAAAAGUGUAAACACAAACAUUUCCUAUACUGUCCAUUAUAAAUUAGUGCAACAGAAGUUUUGGUUUGGAGGGAUAUGGUGUUGUCGCUUUUGUCUCGCCGCAGCCUUGUGUUAGAGUGCCUGUGUAUUUUAAAUUUAUUGUUCACACCUACUGAGAUAACUGGCUGGGUAGCUGAGUGGUUAUAGUGCUGGCCUACUAAUCAAAAGGUCGCCGGUUUGAUACUUAGAAAAGUCAGUAGCUUUUUAAUGGUUCGAAACUGGACCCAGCUGUUCCUGAUUGGGCUUUAAAUAAAUGAUCCUGGCUAAUGAAACAGCUGAUCUUAGUCAGUAACAAAGCUACAGAGAUCAUCUCACACCAUUCUACACUUAUCCUUCACUCAUAAUAUAUGGGCAUUAGUCUCGCGUGGAAUGUAUCACAUAAAACACGGGCUCUCUGAGAAUUAAGCCUAAUCUAACCCUACAAUCCAAUGAAGAGUAUUAUACUAAGAAGAAUUUAGAAACCUAAAUGUCGGCUUCCUAAACUUAUAAUCGUUUUAGCAUAUUUUUGUUUUGUUUUGUUUUACGUUACAAUGUUACCUAAAGGUUUGCUAAAAUGAUUUCAAAUAUCUAAUACUCCCUCCGCAGCAAACCUGCCGACUAAGACAAUUUCCAGUUGCCUGAAUUGAUUUUCAAUUAAAUGUAUUUAAUUAACAUUAGGUUUUAUGAGUACACAGGCUUGUUGCUACAGGGAGGGUAAAAAAAAAACUAUUUUUAGUAAAAUGUUAAUAACUUAGUAUAUAAUAAAUAAAUUUACGAAGUUUGAUCAAAAUAUAUCCAUGAACAAGAAUACUACAACAUUUUACAUUGUUUUUUAAGCUCUUUAAAAUGGUCUGGAGAGAAAUUGGGAAAUUUUGUGUUUAGAGGGUCAAAAAUGAGAAAACCCAAUUUUUACCCCAUAAAACCCCCCGUAAAACCCCAUUCACAUGGUCCGACCAUGCUGGUUCGCGAACUCAUUCAAGUUUAUCCCGCCUUACUUCUUCAAGCCAAAUUUCAUCAAAAUUGGACCAAAAUUACUCAAGUUAUCGUGUUUACGGACACACACACACAUUGUGCACAACGAAUUGUGCUUUUGGCCUCUGGGUACAUCAAAAUUAAAAAGUAAAUCGGUCCCGGGUCUAGGUCUUACCAUGAGCCCUUUGGUUAUAGCUACUUCCCUAUAGGGAAAUUCACUAAAAACCAAAACUUUUAUUGGUAAGUUUUUUUGGAUUGUGUCUUUGUAUUUAUGAAGCUGUAAAACUUGUCCUUUACAUUAAUUGUGGGCUAAGUGAAACUUUUUUACAUUUUUUUUUUAUUAUAUUAUAUUUUACUUGCUGUCAUGCUACUCUAUUCAGGAACAAAAAACAGCAGGGAACUGGGCAAUUGUAUAAAAUCAGAAAUUUUUAUCAGGUCAUGAUAGUUUAUGGCUAAAAUGGAUCUUCAUCAGGCUUUCACAUCAGACUUAUCACAGAGAAUUAAGAUACAGAGGAAACAUUCAAUGGUAAUGGUACACUUAAGUCGUGUCUAGCACCCGUUGCUCAUGUCUAGUGCAAAUUUGAUUGGUUGUCCCCUUCCCCCUCACCAUCACGUACUUCAGCGCUCACUCUGUAGGGAGAGCUACAAUUUCUUUUGGAAACAUUAGCCUUUCGGGUUUUUCCUUGCUUGGUACUAGUAUAUUUCUGCCCCACCAUUUCAGAGCUAAAAGUACAUGGUUGUUCCAUAAACAUGUUUCCUCUGUAUCUUACUUCUCUGUAGACAAAAAGAAAGUGGAAUACGAAUCCAAAAUGAAAUAGUGAGUAGCCUUGACUUUUGAUACUUAACUGUAUUUUAAUAAUAGUGAAUGUUAGUAUACUUUAUUCUUAAGGGUUGAAACCUAUUUUAUAGAACAGAUUUUAUUGGACCGCUGUAAUUUUGAUUUCCCAUGGUUUAAAGACUUAACUUUAGCCCUGAACUUUGGGUAUUCAGUGUAUUGAUGGAUAUAGGUUUAGGUUUACUAGCUUUAAGCUAUUGUUACCGUUACCCUAGUUUUAUAUUGAUCAUUUAGUGAAAAAAUCUGUGUUAUGUAUUUUUUAAUAUAAUAAAAAUAUAUGUUUGCUAAAAAUUGA